ACCGGUGGUAAACGAAACGGCUAACCAUGCAGCGUGCCACAUACUCCUCGGCUUCACGGGUGGGCUCAUCUCCUGCGCUGGAGGAUAUAAGUCUUCGAGCUCGCCGGACUUUGAACAGUAACGCAGCUGCGCUGGACAUUCUUUCACUACGGGACUUCGUCAUUCAUUCGUUCUUUUGCCUUUUCAGUCACUCUUUUGUCAACUUUUGACUCGUCACUCAUUCCAAACAUCACUACUCGCAUCAAUAUAUACACUAUGAAGUCCGUAGCUGUCCUCCCCGCCAUCAUGGCGCUGGCCAACGCCCACGCCACUUUCCAACAACUCUGGAAGAACGGAAAGGAUCUUGAGAGCACCUGUGCCAGGCUGCCACCUUCCAACAGCCCCGUUGAGGACUACACCAGCACUGCGCUGCAAUGCAACGUUAGCCCUGCUCCCGCUGAAGGAAAGUGCGACUUUGAGGCUGGUGAUACAGUCACUAUCGAGAUGCACCAGCACAACACCCGUGACUGCAAGGAGGAGGCCCUUGGUGGUGCUCACUGGGGUCCCGUCCUCGCGUACAUGUCCAAGGUUGAGGAUGCGGCCACUGCCGAUGGUUCCAGCGAGUUCUUCAAGGUUUACCAGAACACCUGGGCGAAGAACCCAGAUGCCACUCAGGGCGACAACGACUUCUGGGGUACCAAGGAUCUUAACUACAACUGCGGCAAGCUUGACUUUACCAUUCCCAAGAACAUCGCUCCUGGUGACUACCUCCUCCGUGCUGAGGCUAUCGCCCUUCACGCUGCUGGCCCCGCUGGUGGUGCUCAGCACUACAUGACCUGCUACCAGCUUACCGUCACCGGUAGCGGAACUCUCGAACCCAAGGGUGUCACUUUCCCAGAGGCCUACUCCAAGACUGGCCCUGGUCUUGGUUUCUCCAUCCACGCCGACCUAGACUCGUACCCCGCUCCUGGCCCUGCACUCAUCGCUGGUGGUACUGAGGCUACCCCCGAGCUUCUCACCUUCGGUAAGCUCGCCGGUGCCCCUGCUGCUACCGCUACCGGCGGUGCUGAGACUCCUGCUGCCUCCACCCCGGCCUCCGUUGUCGCUUCUUCCACCGCUGCUCCUGCAUCCACCAGCGCCGCUGCUGAGGCUGAGCCUUCUUCGGUUGCCCCAGUUGAGGUCUCUUCUGCCGUCGAGAGCUCCGCUGCUGCUACCUCUGUUGCCGCUUCUUCCGUCGCCGCACCCGUUGAGACUGAGGUCUCUAGCAUCGUUGCUCCCUACCCCGUCGCGAACAGCACCUCUUCGAUGCUCCCCGGCACCGUUUCCAGCGCUAUCGUUGCUCCUACUACCAUGCUCACCGCUGUCCGCCCCACUCCCACUGCCGAGCCAUCUGGUCCCAUCAAGGAGUACUACCAGUGUGGUGGCCAGGGCUUCAAGAGUGUCAACAAGUGCGCUGAGGGUCUUGAGUGCAAGGAGUGGAACCCAUACUACUCCCAGUGCGUCAAGCCCGAGGCCAACAAGCCCGGUCCUUCUAAGGGUCCUAUGCCCUCCGCUCCUGCAUCCAAGCCCACUGCUGUUGCGCCUAAGCCUACUGCCGUCGCCCCUAAGCCUACCGGUGCUGCCCCCAAGCCUACCCCCGAGGCACCCAAGCCCUCUGCUGCUAAGCCUACCCCUGCCGCCCCGAUCGAGGCUGAGCCUACCUCCGUCGCACCUGAGGCCGUUGAGCCCACCAAGCCUGCUGCUUCGUCCGCACCCGCCGCCGGUGCUGGCGAGAAGACCUACACCCUCGAGACCUUCAUUGCUUUCCUUGAGCAGGAGGCUGGCACUGAGUCUGCUGCUAAGAUCCGCCGCAUGAUUGAGGCUCUUCAGUAGACAAUCUCGCAUUCUUUGCGAUGAUCGUUUUGUAUAUAUACUUACCCUAGAUGGGUAACUUCAAUUCUUGUAGCGAUGUUUUUGGAAUGAUAUUUCUACUUCUUCAUGAUCACCACUGUGCUCUGCAAACUUUGCCAUCCUCUCAGUUGCAUGCCGUUCUGUUGAUCUAUUUGAUCAGAUGUAUACUAUUGCAUUACAUUGAUGCCCUUAUGCUGCACACACCCUCAUUUGUACCUUGCCGCGGCCAAUCUGAACCUGACUCAAAUCUUGAUAAAGUGCCCACUCCAGACUAGUCGCGUUCAAGAUACUGAUGGCACUAGGGGUUGCUACAACUCGUAUCGCAGUUUGUAGUCUGCAGUAUACAUGAUAUUAGAUGAUAAUGACUAGGCAGUUCCUUGAGACAAUGUAUCCUCCAAACCCGGAUUACACGUAGGACGCG
Alternaria rosae is the source of this 2290-nucleotide messenger RNA. Its product is annotated as endoglucanase B. The record is from RefSeq and is a predicted model, not a curated record. Gene Ontology annotation, biological process: carbohydrate metabolic process. Bases 256 to 1851 code for a protein of 531 amino acids. NCBI's taxonomy places the organism in Eukaryota, Fungi, Ascomycota, Dothideomycetes, Pleosporales, Pleosporaceae. The transcript has 3 exons. Gene Ontology annotation, cellular component: extracellular region. Gene Ontology annotation, molecular function: cellulose binding.